UUUAUCACCCGUCACCGCUAUGUGGCCAUCUCUUGCUCACUUCACAUAUGAUUCAUCAGCUGUGUGUCAAACGAAUUGACAUAUUUGCAUUUGAUCUUUGCCAACAUUUGCCAUAGAUAAGGGAGAAAGAUUUUUGCGCGUUUGAAGUGAAAAGGUUUUCAGUGUAGACAACACUUGUUUACACUAGCAUCUGAAUACCCUGCAAUGUGUGUCCACUAGGCUUCUUGUCUCUUCUUAGAUAGUGGGUAAAACAUUUAGUGCAGCAUCAGCUCUGGAACUCAGUGAAAUUAAGUGCUUGUUAUCACAAAAGAUCAGUUUUCUGGGAAAUUUCAUUGAUAAUGGAUAUUAUCGGGCCCAUAAUUGUCGUCGUAAUUUGCAUCGUUAUCUUCUCGAUAUGUGGAUGGUGUUGUAAAAAGAAACGAGAAGGCACAGUAUACGGAUACGGACCUACUGUAACAGUUACUACACAACCCAUUCCACAACAACCAUAUCCUGUACAUGGUGGGCCUCCUCCUGGAGGACAUCCUAAUACAACACCUUAUCCAUCCAUGCCUAUGCCUCAUCAAGGAUUUUAUCCACCACCAAUGGGUUACCCACCGUAUUCAGGUCCUCACUAUCCGCCGGCCGGCCCUGUAUAUCCUCCAAGCCCUGCUCCAGGUGCUUCUCCCUAUCCUCCAACUGCGUACCCACCACAGCCAGGAUUUCAAAACCAACCUCCUCCAUAUGACGUAGCAAUGGC
Molecule: messenger RNA, 739 nt
Organism: Dendroctonus ponderosae (mountain pine beetle)
Lineage: Eukaryota; Metazoa; Arthropoda; Insecta; Coleoptera; Curculionidae
Product: extensin
Source: RefSeq, a predicted model, not a curated record